Messenger RNA from Carica papaya (papaya), 1158 nucleotides. The record is from RefSeq and is a predicted model, not a curated record. Lineage: Eukaryota; Viridiplantae; Streptophyta; Magnoliopsida; Brassicales; Caricaceae.
AUGGAAGGGCUUAGGAUGUUGGUGGAAGAGGUGUGGAAGAAACAUAAUGUGAAUGGCACAACCAGUUACAUUUUUGCUUCCAAACUGAAGGCAUUGAAAAAUGAGAUCAAGCUUUGGGUAAAGGAAGAGGGGAGCAAGGCUGACACGAUUAUUAAAGAGCACUUUGAGGAGCUUGCGGUAUUAGAUAAUAUGGAUAUGAAGGGCUUGCCUAGUGAGAAUGGGAAGGAAAGGAGAGUUAACCUUAAAAGAGAUAUAGCUAUAUCUUGGAGACAAAAAGCAAGAGAGAAAUGGCUUAAAAAGGUGGAUAGAUAUACCAAGUAUUUUCACUAUUUGGCUAAUUAUAGGAGAAAAAAUAACUACCUAGAAGAGAUGUGGAUUAAUAGGAAGAGGGUCAGAGGUAAUAUUGAUUUGAGCCAGAAGACUAUGGCUUUUUUCCAGCACCUAUACAGGGAAGAUGGGGGCCAAAGACCUCGGCUGGAUGAUCUUUCUUUCAAACAGAUCAGUGUUGACAGUAACGUGGGACUGGAAGUUCCUUUUUCGAAAGAGGAGAUUCUAAAUUGCUUGAAGGAAUGUAAUGGGGAUAAGACUCUGGGAGUCAACAAUAUCAAGGAUUUCAAGCCGAUCAGUCUUGUGAAAAGUUUUUACAAGUUGAUUUCCAAAGUGUUGGCUAAAAGGAUGUCUAAGGUAUUAAGUGAGGUCACUGGGGAGAAUCAGAAUGCUUUUACGGCGGGAAGGCAAAUUCUCGAUGCGGUUAUGGUGACCAAUGAAACUGCUGAUGAUAUAGUGGGACAGAAAAAAAAGGAUAUAAUUUGUAAGAUUGACAUGGAGAAGGCCUGUGAUCAUGGCUUAUGGGGUUUCCGACAAGGAGAUCCAAUGUCGCCUCUAUUAUUUCUCACAGUCAUGGAAGCUUUUAGUAAAUUAAUGGAUAGGGCUGGCAAACUGAAUUUGGUUAAAGGCCUCUCAUUAGGGGUUGGGGACUCUAUGGUGAAGGAUGAAUGGCAGGGUGAGGGUAAAUUGAAGGAUAGGUUUCCGAACAUUUAUAACAUUGCUUGUGAGAGAGAUAUCUUGGUGAAGAAAGAGUAUGAGAGUGGUAGUUGGGGGAGAGGUUGGAAUCUUCAGGUUAAAAGAAAUUUGAAGGAUUGGAAAGUUGAAGAAUAA